UGCUCAGUUCAUCCCAAAACUUCGAGGCCUUUAAACAUGAAGUUCUCUCUCUAUAUUUGCCUUUUGCUGUGUGUGGCUUUGAGCCAAGUUAGUGGUAACUGCUCAGGCGAAUGUCCGGAUACGGAGGAAGUUGUUUGGGCUCUCGGAGGAGGUUGCAAUGUUUUCCGGAAUAAGUGCUAUUUCGACAAGGAGAACUGCCAUCGCAAGCCACCAUUGACCAUAACGACCAAGAUGGAGUGUCAGAAGCAAUGUUCUGACAUUUGUACAGCCAUUUAUCAGCCCACAACAGGAAUCUACAAGGGCAAAGUCCUACACUUUGGUAAUGAGUGUGAAAAACGGGCUCACACCUGUCGUAGUGGCCACACUUUUUUGUAAGCCACGCAGAAUGUUUUAAAGGUGAUAAUAAAUGAACUUUUACACCUAAAUAUAUGACUAUUAGUUGUUUUCAUCUAUUAGGGCUUCUAUGGGACUUUCAAGCAUGAACAGCCAACAAGUCACGUAGAAAUCUAGCGACCGCGCUGAAUAAUUUAAUAGUGUUUUAGUCACACCCAGUUUACAAGAAGAUGUAGGGAAAAAUUUUUGUUUAAUAAUAAUAAUUUUUAAUAUUCGCUUUAACAUAAUAUUAAAAAUAUGUAAUCUGUAUGAAACUCAUUUUGUUACGGAUAUAUAAAAAUGUAUUUAAAUGUA
Molecule: messenger RNA, 687 nt
Organism: Drosophila sechellia
Lineage: Eukaryota; Metazoa; Arthropoda; Insecta; Diptera; Drosophilidae
Exons: 3
Coding region: 37-375 (112 amino acids)
Source: RefSeq, a predicted model, not a curated record